Gekko japonicus is the source of this 2353-nucleotide messenger RNA. It is a transcript of the gene AADAC, whose product is annotated as arylacetamide deacetylase. Gene Ontology annotation, molecular function: carboxylic ester hydrolase activity. Lineage: Eukaryota; Metazoa; Chordata; Lepidosauria; Squamata; Gekkonidae. The transcript is spliced from 5 exons. The record is from RefSeq and is a predicted model, not a curated record. Bases 182 to 1396 code for a protein of 404 amino acids. Gene Ontology annotation, cellular component: membrane.
GCUUGAUGACAGAGCACACUGCCGUAGAACCAUAAGAAUCAAAGGAGAACUCCUCUCCUGGGUGUGAUCUGUGUGUAAACUGCAGAUUAACUUUGCUGCUGUCAGCUGACUUGCCACUGUUUACAGCCUGGAGAGCAUUCAAUGGGAUUCGGUCCUGAAAGAAGUUGCUCAGUAGAGAAACAUGGGGAUCAAGUUCCGGGCCCUUCUGCUUGCUUCUGUUUUGGUUGCUUAUUAUAUUUACACUCCCAUUCCGGAGAAUGUGAAGGAGGAUCGCUGGAAGCUGAUGUUUCUUAGUGCUUUAUUUAGAAGUGUAGGACAUCUGGCUACAGUUGCUGAGAAGCUGGGUUUUGCCCACUACAUGGACGUUAUGAUGUUGAUUACACGUAUUGAUUACACACCACCAGUAUCCUAUGAAAAGGUCAUUGUGACAGACACCAAAUUUAAUGAUGUUCCAGUUCGCUUGUAUAUCCCUAAAGGGCAGCCUGACUCUUUGAAAAGAGCAAUGAUUUACCUUCAUGGGGGUGGAUGGUGUUUAGGAGGCAAAGGCAUGAAAACUUAUGACUUUCUGUCAAGAUGGACUUCAGAGAAGCUAAACGCUGUCGUCGUAUCAGUAGAUUACAGGCUGGCACCUAAGUAUCAUUUCCCAGUUCAGUUCGAAGACGUGUACGCAGUGGCCAAGUACUUCCUGCAAAACAGUGUUCUUGACCAAUACAACGUAGACUCAAGCAGAGUGUGUGUCUCGGGAGACAGUGCAGGAGGGAAUCUGGCUGCGGCUGUGGCACAGCAGCUUCUUCAUGACCCUGAAGUCAAAGUUAAACUUAAGAUACAAGUGUUAAUUUACCCUGCCCUUCAGACCCUUGAUAUGGAUCUGCCAUCCUACAGAGAUAAUGAAAACAAGCCAAUCUUGCCUAAGUCUUUAAUGGUGAGAUUCUGGAGCGAAUAUUUUACAAAUGACACAUCUCUAAAGGCAGCAAUGGAGACCAACCAACAUGUUCCUGUAGAGUGGAGUGGUUUGUUUAAGUUUGUAAACUGGAGUAACUGGCUUCCUGAAGAAUUUAAAAAGGGCCACAUUUACACCUCCCCAUCACAUGGAAGUUCCAAGGUUGGAAAGAAAUACCCAGGGCUUCUGGAUCCCAGAGCAGCACCACUGUUGGCUGACAACACCAAAUUGCAGGGUUUACCUCUCACAUAUGUGAUCACGUGUCAACACGAUGUCUUGCGAGAUGAUGGCAUUAUGUAUGUCUCACGACUUAGGGAAGCAGGAGUUCCAGUGGUACACAAACAUGUGGAGGAUGCUGUUCAUGGGGCUCUGACAUUUAUUAUGAGCCCAUUCAACUUAUCUGUGGGACAGAGGAUGGCAAAUAAUUACAUUGAGUGGCUAAAUGAGAACCUGUAAAGGAAACCAUAUCUACAGAAGGCUUUUGGCUCUGAUUUGGGUGAUUUAGGUUUUAUACUGUUUUCCAAUAAAAGAAAUGACCUUUUCUAGGAAUAAUGUUGAUAUCACAAUUGUUCGGAAAUUAUGGAAUAUUUUGCACCUUCUGUUUGGAAGAUUUUAAAAAACGCUUCAACAAUGUAUGGUUCAUUUCCUUUUUUCUAAAAAACAACAACAACAACCCUGAAAUCAGAGGAAUUAUACUUUCCAGUUAUUUGGGUGUAAAAUUGAUGAUAUAUAGUGCUACAGGUCAGAUUUUCCCCUUGGCAUGUGAUUUAGCGUGGCUGUACUAAGUGCCAUUUUGAAUAGUGGCUUACAGAAUGCUGUUCACUGUAACAGACAGCAGCUUUAUUUUGUCAAAUAACCAGCAAUGAAAGUGAUCUUAGUAUAGCACUUUUCAGGCAUUAUGCUUUUGGUGCUCCUAACUUGUGCACUGGGGGAGAGAGCUUCUGUAAUGGCUUUAGUCCAUGCAAUCUGAAACAUAGAUUUUCAAAGGUACGUGUUCUUGUAGACCAAUGCUGGAAAAUAUGUACAUUGUCCUCUUCACACAAUACAGUGAACAAGUGGAUCAAGAGGAUCACACAUAGCACACUCUCCUGGUAAACAAGGUAAGAGCAUGAAAAGUAUAAUAAUGGAAAAGGGCUUAAGUGUGUUCAUCUUUUCAAGAUGCCCUAUCCAUGGACUAUGCUGCUAACCAUUUUGCUGAAAGUCUUGUAGAUCAAGGAGAGUCCAUCCUUCAGUUCUUCCCCUCUGAUCCUUUUUGUGAUUCUUACAUGCAGCAGCAGCAGCAACAACAAAAUACUUUCUUAAGAGGCCUCUUAAAAAUAUUUUGACCUCUUAACAAUGAACUGGGACCAAUUCUGCAAAAGCAGAAUCUCCCAUUUCCCCCAGUUGUACUGCUCAAUUUCCCACUAUUUGCUG